Messenger RNA from Camellia sinensis, 974 nucleotides. Lineage: Eukaryota; Viridiplantae; Streptophyta; Magnoliopsida; Ericales; Theaceae. The record is from RefSeq and is a predicted model, not a curated record.
AACCCUACGCUCAAAAGCAAUGGCACGGUUCUCUCUUUUGGCCCAGAAGCACCACUUUGUGAAUCCAUGGCUUCUGUCUUAAAUCUUGUUGAGAAACAAAAGGCUCCUAAUGGAAUCCCCAAUGGGUUUUAUAAAGUUGAACAAAAUGGCGAUGAUUAUUCUAGCGGAUCAUCUGUCACAACUUCAAAUUCGACAGAGGAAGGAGUGAGAAACGGGAUUCAAGAGCCAAUGAUGGGGAAUUUAAAUGGCUUCACUUCCCAAAUCCCUUGCCUCCUUGGCAUUCCAUGGCCUUAUUGGAAUUCAGCUGCUCCUAUACCAGCUGUUUGCUUGUUUGGAUUUCCAAUGCCAUUCUAUGCCACCCCCUAUUGGACAGUUCCAUGGUUGCCUUCACCAUCUCCUACAACAAACCAAAACAUGCCAAGCUCUGCUCCAAACCAAAAUUCACCGACUCUAGGGAAACAUUCGAGAGAUGGAGACUUGAUUAAGAAAAAUUCAGAGACAUCCAUUUUGAUUCCAAAAACUACAAGGAUUGAUGACCCUGAUGAAGCUGGAAGGAGUUCUAUAUGGGCAACACUUGGGAUUAAGAGUGAUUCUUCAAUGAUGAGCAGAGGAGGCCUUUUCAAGGCCUUCCAACCAAAGGGUGGCGAAAAGAAUCACACACCAGAAACCAAUUUAGUGCUGUGGGCUAACCCUGCAGCCUUGUCUAGGUCGCUCAGGUUCCAAGAACGGUCCUAAAGUAGAUAGUGUUACCAUUACAUCUAAUAUUUGUUCUCCAAAGUGGCAUUUGGGAGAGAAAUAUUGGGUGUUUGAGAUCAUAUUGAUUCACAGCCUUGUUGAAGCAUAUGCAACACUUUGAACUGAUCAGAGUGGAAAGAUGAAGAAAAGGUUCCUCAAUGAUGGUUUUUUACUUGUAAAAUUUAGAACAGGUGCCUUCGUUUUUAGGGGCAAUUGCAAAAAAGUGGAAACUAACUCAA